Durotheca rogersii is the source of this 1384-nucleotide messenger RNA. RefSeq lists its product as uncharacterized. Bases 149 to 1291 code for a protein of 380 amino acids. The transcript is spliced from 2 exons. The record is from RefSeq and is a predicted model, not a curated record. Lineage: Eukaryota; Fungi; Ascomycota; Sordariomycetes; Xylariales; Xylariaceae.
CCCCGCCUCUUAUCACUCUGGAAAUCAAAGAGCGAGGAGUGGAUUCCCAUCUUCUUGAAAAUGAGAAAGGGGAACAAAUUUCCCUACCUACCUCUCCCAGCUCUGAUUUCCGUAUGGGCCAGUUCGGCUUUGGUGCUCAGAAAGUUCGAUGCCUAGGACUGUGCAACAUGGCCGAGGCAGGCCGUCCGUGGUCGCGACGCCGCCUUCGCGUCAGCAGUUAGCGGGCGGUAUAUGGUGGUUGCCUCCCAAAGACAAGUUGACAGGGAACGACGAUCCGGACCUCGAUGAGGGAAAAUGUAACCAUCCGGUGGUAAUUCUCUCGCCACAACUCGAGAAUGGCCAGGUCGUAUUUCUAAUAGUCACAUCGUUCAAGGAGACGAGCCUUGAGAUACGGUUUAGCCACCACCCGAGCUUACGACUCGAAUACCUCCCCAUUCGGCCUUGUGACCCGCACCCGGACAACGGGAAGCUCCUAAGCCUCUCGGACCCGUCGUUAGAGCUCAGAAAGAAGUCGUACAUCCAUACCAAAAAGACACAUCAGAUCAGGCAUAAGUUACUCCAAACGUACGACCGCAGGGGUGUCGAAUACGUCCUAUCUCGAGGCUCGUAUUUAGAACUAAUCGAGUAUGCCGGCUUCUCCCCUCCGGCCCCACACCCCCGAUCCAACACCGUCUCUCCGGGGCGAAGCUCUCGGUCGCGUAACCGAAUCAUCCGGGCUUCUCGCCCACGGACCAGCUUCUCAGCUUCUCCGCCACGAGUCGACUCCCCGGUUAGGACCCCCGCGGCUGCUACACAGAGGGACAGCUACUCGGAGUUCGUUUCCGCCCUCAGGCGAUUGGAGAGCGGCACGACGAGCCCUUCUCGUAACCAGCACCAUGCACAUUACGUUUCGGCUACGCAGUGGCAACCCCAGCCGAGCGAACGAGCGCCUUUACUAAGUCGAAAUAACGAGCACGCCUAUACGUACAAUCGUCCGUAUAACACGUCUCACGGGGUGGGGUAUGAGCACAUCGAACCCUCGGCGUCCCCCAGUGGAGGCGUGUUCUGGAAAUGUGUCAAAGCGCUCUUCGGGAUCGUGGGGUCGCUUCUGGGGAUCUAUGCGGUAUAUCGUGGUGCGUACUGGUUGGCCGGCAUGUCAAAGACCAGCACUACAACCGAUUUGCACAGCUUUAGCCGAGUAGUUUCUGAUAUUUGGGCGCACGUAACGGGAAAGGAAGAAUGGCAGCGUCUGAGGACAGUGGAAGCAAAAAGACGGUGGCUCAACAGACUACUUUUUGGUACUCGGCGGUGAGGUGCGGCGCAUUCUUUGGUAUACUGGUGGCCCGUCUCAGUUUAUUUGCAAGUUGGUGUAAAUGGGACAGCAAUAUGUGAUCCGUGGUAAUAG